AUGUCUCAAAGUAUAAACAAAAAUCCAAAGUGCUUGUACUACUUGUUGAAACAAGAAUCAAUGAGUUCUUCAACAUCCAAAUCAUAUGAAACAAAUAUAUCUAGUGAAGAAAAUCCUAAAAGCACUAAAGACACCAUAGAAAAAUCUAGUUCAGCUGGACAUUAUUCAGCAAAAUGUUUGUAUUGUGCAUCUAAAUGGGCAAGAAGUGAGCCACAAAAACUUGAGGCUCAUCUUGCACUUGAAUGUGCUUAU
This is a messenger RNA of Racocetra persica, 252 nucleotides long. NCBI's taxonomy places the organism in Eukaryota, Fungi, Glomeromycota, Glomeromycetes, Diversisporales, Gigasporaceae. The record is from the annotation of a GenBank genome assembly.